Messenger RNA from Misgurnus anguillicaudatus (oriental weatherfish), 6177 nucleotides. RefSeq lists its product as uncharacterized. The record is from RefSeq and is a predicted model, not a curated record. NCBI's taxonomy places the organism in Eukaryota, Metazoa, Chordata, Actinopteri, Cypriniformes, Cobitidae.
AGAUUCGGCUGACCGGUUAUCAGGACCACUGAGCACCGAGAUGUUCGCGAUUUCGGGCUCAACAUGGCGGAAUCUCUCGCGUGUUGUGUCUCUGUCCCAUUGCACACUAAGUCUCUUUUAAAGUUUAUGAGUUUUUUAAUGAGGAUUAUGAUGAAAACGGACGCAGUUUUUGGUGUUAAAUGAAAAACAUGAGCAGCUCACGCGCAGAGAUGCUGCCUGCAGAUGACGUGUUAAAGUCUGCAGCUCUUACAUUCCCCGGUGUAUUUGAUCAGACCGGAUGUCCACUGCUCGUGUUUCCUGCUGAGACUCAACACAAACUCAAAUCAGAUGAGAUCAACAAAGAGGAUGUGUCUCAAUUCAUACACUACUGUCUGCGUCUACACAGGUCACGCAAAUCUCUUAAGAAGGUUGAGGAGACUCAAGUGUCUGUGGUUGCUGAUCUGAGGCAAGCUGACAUCUCUAUCGUGAGGUUUAUCACUGAAACCCUGCUUUGGUUGGAGGUUUACAGGAGGAUCAUUCAUUCAGUAUAUAUUGUCCAGCCGAAGAAGAGAUCUGUUCAGAAGCAGCUGGUGAAACUUCUGACGCCGAGCUCCAAACAGAACAAACCCAUCCUCUUUAAACGAGUUUUUCUCAAGGAUGUUUUUGAGCUUUCCAACUACAUCGACAGAAGUCAGUUAACGUCUGAUUUAGGAGGAUACCUCAUAUACUCUCAUGAGAGCUGGGUUAACUUCAUUAAGGAGAUUGAUGCGUUUGUUCAGGAGUUUCUGUCUGUAGUUAGCAGAUUGCCGUCCUGUAUUUCAACCCUACAGUCGCUUGCUAAACUUCCUGUACCUGCAGACUUUGAGGCGCUCAGUGAGUUUUGCUCUGUGAAUGAAGCUCGAUUCCAGCAGCUCAGGAGGGAUCUUGGUUUGGAUGAGUUGUUAAAACGCUGUGAGUGUUUACUAGAGAAACUGCGUUACCCUGAAACGGAGCCCUGUUUUCACGCCAUGGCUGGAACAAACCUCUUCGCAAACACUACACUAGAAAUGAUCCACAACUAUAAUCGUAUAAAUGCAGCGGUGGAGAAAGUGGAGUUGCUAUGGCAACAGGUAUUUUCAAAGGCCCGCCUCCAACUUCAGGUCAUCCACCUGCAAAGAGAAGCUCAACAGAUACAGGAACAGAUGAUUGUGUUGCACAGGGAGAAGGUGCAGUCCUACAGGAUUGAACCGGCUGAAGAUGUCCACAGGGCUGAAAGUCUCCGUCUUGAGUUUGAGACUUCAGUGUACAUGCAUGCAAUGGCUCUUGUUCGGCGUGCUGAUGAUGUGAUCCAUACAUUAGCAGAGAUGUUUCCAUUAACAGAGCUCCAGCCCAGAGAACCGUGGAUAGAUGAUCUGAGAAGAAUCAAAGAGAACCUCGCAUCUUCUGUUCAACAUCUUUAUCAAACUCUCAGGAAUCUGUCAGACUUUCAUUACACGUUAAACAAGUGCAAGAACUGGCACAACCUUGUGCUAUGCAAAGCCUUCCUGCAAGAUCUGUUGGUGAGCAGAAGUCAUGAUGGUCUGGAUGAAAGCAGUUUUUCUCCAGACCUGAGUGGCGUGAGACGAGGAUUUGAGUCGUUUCUCAGGAGAAAUCCUUGCCCUUCGGUACAAGAGUUGGUGAAGUUGGCUCAUCUUGCUAACGUUAUAAGUGACCCUAACCUGCAGUACAGUGGCAAACAGCUCUCUCACAGAUGCAUGACUCUCAGGAGACUCUUGACUUCACGUCACUCUGUGGAUCUUCAUGAUCUUCAGCUUGCACUUCACUGGCAAUAUGAGCACCUCAUGAGUAACAACAAAACCUCUGACAUCACCACCGACCAGAAUAAGCCUCUCAUAGACUCGCUCUUUAUAUCCAACUCCGUCUCACACAGACGUUCAGUGUCUCACUGUGAGAGUUUGUUUGAUUCAGCCAAAUGUCCUUCAUCUGUCGGCAGUCCUGUCGUAGCGUCUGCUGCGGUCAAGCCUCCGUCUCUCAGCUCUUUUGACUCUGGCUUUGAUGGAGCAGGAAGCAGUCACUUGGAUAUAAGGAGCAGAAGAGACGGCACUCCUGGGUUUCUGGGCAGCGUGGACUCCAUCAAACCCAAACCGGCUUAUGCAGAAUUUCAUGAGGAAAAUGUUACGAGCGUGUCUGAUUCAGAAGAUCAUGAAGAACUACGUUUUAGUUUAAAGAAAGAUAACGCUCAGGCCAGUAUUCAGAUCGUUCCCAAAAUAACCUCAGACUCCUUGAACCUUGAGAUCAAGGUGAAACGGUCGGCAACGCUACCCAAAAACCCCUGGCUUAGUCUUCCUAUAGAUGAUUUGGAGAGCUCUUAUACGGUUACAAUUACACAGAACGCAUCACGAGAACCAUCUGCUCGGACACAUGACCUGGACACGGAUAUAAAGAGCCAGGAUGGCUUUGAAGACUCUGACCUAGGUCCUAUCAGCAAUGUUUUGUCCAGUACCAUAACAGAUCAUGAGGAGAAACCAAGCGGCACAGCGGAGGGUGAAGCUUCUCUUGUUUGGGACACAUUUGAUCUUCACAAUCUUCGACAGGAUUCUUCUGAACGGUUGGGUGUAUCUCUUUGUGACUGGGUUCAGAGAGAACAACAGGAGCUUCAAGAAGUAGAGAAGACUUUAAACCGAGCAGCUGAGAUUCUGCAGGAAGAAGAACAUGUACUUGAACAGGAGGUGAUUCUUGAUAAUCUGUUAAAAACUGAUGAUCUGUACAAACAUUGGCCUUUAUGGAAUGAAGAUCAACACAAUGCUAUGUCACCACAGGAUCUGUCUCAGUCUGCUGUUAUAGGAUUGGAUGAUGAUGAUGAUGAAGAUGAUGAUGAUAUCUCAUCUGCCCUCCCCAUCAGCCCUCAGAGUAAACUUUCAUCUUCCGAUUCAGACACGUUUAAAACAAGUGAGAUUUGUCAAAACCCCUCUCCUGAAUUAUUUAUGGGAAGCCCUGCACAUCUGGAUGGACUUAUAGAUCAGAAGGUGGACAGAAGUCACAUCCUUCAAGAGCUUAAAGAUCUCGAUGAGCAGAUUAUUGAGGAGAGCUUAAAACUUGAUGCCCUGCGUUGCAGUGAAUCUGAGGAGCAUCAGUCUGACGUCACGACACACAGCUCCUGUGGAGAUCUGAAGAUGAUCUUGGCACAACCGGAGGAGAAGAAGAAAGUAGAGAAUAUAGAUAAAAGUCUGAAUGGAGGACAAAUAAAGGUGAAGAAGGGCUCAGGACACAAAGUUGUGAAGUGCUCCAUCAUGGACAGAAACUUAAAUCAUGAAUUAGUAAACUGUGGUUUCAGACACCAUAGAUUUCAAGAUCUUCAUUCUGCUCAUCUGUCAGAUCCAGCAACAGAGGAAACUAGCGAUCAACAACCUCAUCAUACGGAUACAUGUCAGUCGACAUCUGAAGAAGAUUACAUCAGUCAGACACAUUUAAAUGAAACCAUAAAGGAGGAUUUUAGUCUCAAAGUCUUGUUUAAUACUGAACCUUUGAGUUUAGACGUCACACACACAUCUGAGCAUCACACAAGUGCAGAUAGGGUUAAUGUUCAGUCUUGUCCUGGUGAAUCUGUUGCACAAACACCCAGUACACAUUUAUCUGCAUGUGUCCAAUCAGAUCUUACUGUAGUUAACAUCUGUCAGACAGACACUGAUGAUGUGUCUGAUCCUGAGCAAGAUACAUUUGAUCCUGGUGGUGUUGUCACUUCUGUGCCUGCUGUUUGGUUUGAUGAUAUGCAGAAAUCAAAUCAAACCGCAGACGGACAUGAACAGUCAGACUCGAUCUCAUGUGACGAAACCAUCCAAAUACCCCGAGAGUUCACCAAUCCACUAUACGGACAGCAUAUGCGUAACAAUAACAACAACAACAAAAAUACUGUUGCCCAGCCGCCAGUAUUGGACGGAGAACCAUCUGAAGCUCAGAUGAGCUGUGAAUCCUCAAGAGUCCCAUCAGAGAUGAAGCGUACAGACUGUAUGUUUAUGAAUGUUAAAGGUGUUGAGAUGAUCAGACAGAUCUCAGAUAAGAAUGAAGGUGAUGUUUAUGACGGUGGUGGUGACUCUGUGAGAGCCGUCUACGGAUCUUCACUUGACCGACUGCAGAUGAACACUUCAACUAGACCGAUGGAGUACAAGACACCCAUUGUUCUAGAUACAGGAUCUGGUUUGAUGAAGGCUGGGUUUGCAGACCAGGACCUUCCCUCAUCUGUGUUCCCAACUAUUAUUGGGCAUCCAAAAUAUGAGGAGGUGAUGAGUGGAGGUGUAAACCGAGAGCUGUAUGUUGGUCAUGAUGCGCAACACAUGAGAGGAGUUCUGACACUUAAACAUCCCAUAAAGAACGGCAUCGUAAACAACUGGGAUGAGAUGGAGAUGAUCUGGCAUCAUGCUUUCCAGCAGCUUGCUGUGGAUCCUCAGGAUCAUCCGGUGUUACUAACCGAGGCCGCCAGGAACCCUGUGGAGAACCGUCAGCGGAUGAUCGAAGUGAUGUUUGAGGUCUUUAACGUCCCUCUCACAUUUGUGGCCAUGCAGGCUGUUCUGGCACUUUAUGCUUCAGGACGAACCACAGGUGUGGUGUUGGACUCUGGAGAUGGUGUCAGUCAUUGUGUUCCAGUAUUUGAUGGUUACUGUCUGCCUCAUGCGGUACAGCGCUUCAAUCUGGCCGGCGCAGACGUCACCUCACAACUUCAGAAGCUGCUCCUGGAUCAGGGUGUUCGUAUGCAGACAUCUGCAGAACUGGAGAUCGUACGAGAGAUGAAAGAGAAAUGUUGUUAUGUGGCUCUGGAUUAUGAAUCUGAGCUCAGGAGAGGAGAUACAGACUCAUCUGAACUUCACUACACUUUACCUGAUGGACGUCUCAUCUCACUCACUACUGAACCAUUCAGGGCCCCAGAAAUCCUAUUCAGACCGGAGCUGAUUGGACGAGAUCAUUAUGGGAUGCACGAGAGCGUUUUCAAAUCCAUUCUUCAGUCAGACAUCGAUCUGCGGAGGAGUUUUGUAGGAAAUAUCGUCCUGUCAGGUGGUAAUACGCUGUUGGCCGGUCUUCCUGAGCGUUUACAGUAUGAAAUCAGACACAUGGUUCCUGUUGAUCUGAUGGAGAACGUGAGAGUAUUGAGUCCAAAAGAUCGAGAUUUCUCUGUGUGGUGUGGAGGAGCCGUAUUGUCAAACCUGCCCAUGUUCUCCAGUGCCUGGAUCAGUGCUGAUGAAUAUGAAGAGUUUGGUCCUCAGAUUGUCUUCAGGAAAUGUUUCUGAGACAACUCUUUUUAAUUUUUUAUUGUCUGUCAAACUGAGGCUUUUGAAAAGAGAGGACUUUUUUAACUCUUUAAAGCUGCCUGAGAUAUUCUUAGGUUUUGAUCUCAAACUUGAAGUCGUGUUUUAAUGAUUACAAAAUGAACUUCUUUGAACAAACACACAAAGCUCUUAAUAAUAAUAAUAAUAAUAUUGCUUAUAUUAAUCAGAUACAUUUUUAUCAAAUUAAUUUUCUAUACAAUAUUUUGUCUAUUUUUGUGUGUUUUUGUGUAACCAGAGUCUGGUUUUUAUAAAUGUUAAGUUGUCAGUGUUAUUCUGAUGCUGUGUGUAAAUGUGCAGACUGUGCCAUAAUCAUCUAUAGACUUAAAUCAUCUUUAUGUAAAACUCUGAGGAGUGCAGUCUUUACAUCAUGAGAUCCUUUUCUCCUACAUCUGCCCAAUUUCUCAACCUUUUCUCAGGUACUUUCUAUCUUUUGUGUGUUUUGCUGAGCAGAAUUUGAUUUUUUUUUGGGCACGCGUGUCAUUUUUCAGUUGUCUUUGUAACUUCACUUGGGUUUUGAUUUCGUCUUUUAUCUGAAGAUCUGGUUUUGAAAUGCAUAUGGAUGGAUUACAUGCAUUGAGAUCUCUGUCCUGCAGCCUUUGACCUCACGGACCUCUUCAAUAAUUCUCAUCAGUCCCAUCACUGUUAAAAAUGCUUUAUUAUUCACCUCGUAUGUAUGUGUAUUUACUGUCUGCAUUUCUGUGAAUGUACAAACUGUAAAUGUACUGUAAAUCUCUGGGGAUUUGGUCGUGUGUAAAUGUUAAUGUGAAGGUUUAAAUACAAACCCUCUUAUGUAGAGUUAGUGUAUGUGUUGAAUGUAAUGGAUUUAAUGUCAUGUGAUCCCAGCAUCAGUGUCUGUUAAUCUGUCCUGACAUUUUUACAAUAAAUAUUAAUUCUUAAUGAA